GCGCUCCGAUUGGAAAUGUUCACCAGCCCUAUACGCAGAUGAAUUCAGACCCAUCUGGGGCAAAGUCGCGAUCACUAGCUAAAACACUGCACGACAUGGUAGGACUAAAUGGGUCCAAAUUGUGUGAUCUCCGGGACAGCUCUGAGUUCAAAAAGGUCUACAGCACCAUGCAGGCGGUGGCCAAUUCUAAGCCGGCGCAAUUAUUGAAGGAAUACUCCCCUUGGCUAGCUGCCUUCCACUCGGCCGAUCACCGGGCCGUAGACGCCAUCGAAAUUCCGGGACGGUAUUCCGGGACGGCUAAGCCUAUCCCGUCACUGCACCCCACAAUCACCAAGUUCGACGAAACUGUUUUGGUUCUGUCCUCCAUCCGGCGCCCAAAGCGGAUCAAAAUGCUUGCCAACGACGGGAGUGUGCACCCAUUUCUUGUAAAAGGGGGUGAGGACUUGCGCCUGGACCAGAGGGUAGAGGGUAUUUUCGACAGUAUGAACUCGGUCUUUGGACAGAACACAGAGUGCCGCAGACGCCGGUUGAGGCUGACUACCUAUGCAGUGGUUCCGGUAUCAAAGUGAGUGG
Messenger RNA from Sphaeroforma arctica JP610, 573 nucleotides. RefSeq lists its product as hypothetical. Gene Ontology annotation, cellular component: nucleus. The record is from RefSeq and is a predicted model, not a curated record. Gene Ontology annotation, biological process: telomere maintenance; double-strand break repair. The coding region runs from base 39 to 569 and encodes 176 amino acids. NCBI's taxonomy places the organism in Eukaryota, Ichthyosporea, Ichthyophonida. Gene Ontology annotation, molecular function: protein serine/threonine kinase activity. The transcript is spliced from 3 exons.